AUGGCUGGACUCCUAAUGAGUCCCUUGCUCCUUGGAGUGCAAGCCUCCAUCCAAAACCCGGAGGUGCUUCCAACCCCCCCAAUGGGGUUCAACAACUGGGCCCGCUUCAUGUGCGAUCUGAACGAGACACUGUUCACUGAUACAGCACAGUCAAUGGUAUCCCGCGGCCUUCUCGAUGCGGGAUACGAUCGUCUUAUCUUGGACGAUUGCUGGAUGCGCAAAGAGCGUGCUGCAGACGGCUCGCUGGAAGCUGACACCGUCAAGUUCCCGCAUGGCAUCCCUUGGCUUGCGGAUUACAUGAAAAGCAAUGGGCUCAAGCUCGGCAUCUAUGAAGAUGCCGGCAACUUGACUUGCGGCGGCUACCCAGGCUCCUACGGGUACGAGAAGCAAGACGCCGAGCUCUUCGCCAGCUGGGGCAUCGAUUACCUUAAGCUGGACGGAUGCAAUGUCUGGGCUGAGGAAGGUCGCUCUUUGCGCGAGGAGUACCGUGUUCGGUACAGUGGGUGGCACGAUGUGCUUAGCGCCCUGCCAACACCUUUGAUCUUCUCCGAGUCCGCACCUGCGUACUUCUCGGACAAUGCGUCAGACUGGGCGGUCGUCAUGGAUUGGGUACCAAGCUAUGGCGAGCUGGCGCGGCAUUCAACUGAUGUGGUCGUGUAUGAGGGCGGCGAUGGUUGGGAUAGUAUCAUGAACAACUACGACUUCAACACACUUCUAGUGCGCUAUCAGCAGCCGGGCUACUACAAUGAUCCUGACUUCUUGAUCCCUGACCACCCGGGUCUAACUAAGGAUGAGAAGCAAUCCCACUUCAGUCUCUGGGCUUCUUUCUCCGCGCCAUUGAUUAUCAGUGCUUAUAUCCCGGACCUCUCGGAUGAGGAUAUCGCAGUCCUCAGUAACAAGGCCCUUAUCGAGGUCGACCAGGACGCAUUGGCGCAGCAGGCUGCCCUCGUCAGUCGCGACGGCACCUUCGACGUCCUGUCCCGCUCCCUGUCAAACGGAGACAGACUGCUGACGGUCCUAAACCGCGGUGCCGCUACGGCCACAACGACCGUCUCCCUCGCGCGUCUGGGAUUGUCAUCCGAGUCUGACUGCCAGUAUGCUGCGCGCGAUCUUGUCACCGGCGAAGAAGUAAACGUCGACUCUGAUUUCGAAAUUAAACUCGACUCCCAUGCUACUGUCGUUUACCGCAUCGCGCUGCCUGAAAGCUGUGCUAAAACCAUCCCUACCGGAAUGGUCUUCAAUACUCCCUCCGGUCUUUGUCUGACCGCUUCUACUGAUCAAUCUGUCACUUUCGAGAAAUGCAGUGCCUCGGACUCCCAGGUCUGGAACGUGGCAGCAACUGGCGAUGGCAGUGACGUGACCUUGAGGCCUCUGUCGGAUGCGACUGUUUGUCUUGCUGUCGGGGACAACGGUGAGCUUUCACUGGCUCAGUGUGAGGGUGCUGCCAGUACUGCCUGGGAACAUCUCGUUACUGGACAUCUGCGCAACACCCUCGCCGACGGCUGUUUGGCUCGUAACUCGGGUAAUGGUGGGAUUGAGUCGUGUGUGGUUGACAGUGCUGCUCAGAUAUUUGGAUUGCCCAGUGGUGUCCGUUUGGCUGAGGGAGAUUUGAACUAG
Messenger RNA from Penicillium bovifimosum, 1617 nucleotides. It is a transcript of the gene aglA, whose product is annotated as putative alpha-galactosidase. The transcript has a single exon. Gene Ontology annotation, biological process: carbohydrate metabolic process. NCBI's taxonomy places the organism in Eukaryota, Fungi, Ascomycota, Eurotiomycetes, Eurotiales, Aspergillaceae. Bases 1 to 1617 code for a protein of 538 amino acids. The record is from RefSeq and is a predicted model, not a curated record. Gene Ontology annotation, molecular function: hydrolase activity, hydrolyzing O-glycosyl compounds.